CCAAUUUCCCACGCCUCGGCUGCCGCCUCUCCAGAAGAAGAUUGAGAGAAAAGUAGGCGAAAAACCUAUAUAUAAGACUAGUAGGUAAGACUCGCAUUAACUACAUUUCUAAAUUUAAAUAGAAACAAGAUCAGAUGCUACUGUGGCCGAGCUCGAAAUGGAAAGCCAUUAUAAAGGAGUAAGUAAAUCCUCGCUAGUGUCGACACCAUGAUCAACGGCAAAACAAUUCAAACGAUCGAAACUGCAGUCAUUGCAAAAUUACUGCCGAUCAUAUUUUCUGACAAAAAAACAGUAAAGCCACAUAGAAUUGCUGAGACAAUAUAACAGAGGAAGGGCGCAGGCCAUAUGGAGACCAUGGAUCCACUGCCCAGCCCCAAAUUAUCCCCCCUCAAUAACAACCCAAAUUCCUCUUCAGCUGAAGAAUUUCCUUCCAUGGAACUGGGGACCAGAGAGAAUGAAAAUGCUAUGGGCGAAAUUUGUGAGGGGGCCGAUCUUUCUCUGCCAUUACAAUUGCCGCAAACUCCUAAGGCAAUCGAUUAUUUUCAGCCUGCAUCUAGAAGUGAAGAGUAUCGGCAAUUAUUCCAUCUUCCACCAGAGGAGGUUUUGGUGAGGGAUUUCAACUGCGCAGUUCAAAAAAAUAUACUUCUUCAGGGUCACAUGUAUUUAUUUGUGCGAUAUGUUUGUUUCUAUUCCAAUAUAUUUGGAUAUGAGAAAAAGGUACACUCUAAAAAUAAAAUAAUUCCACUUCGAGACAUUACUUCUGUAGAGAAGGCAAGAACAGCAGGAAUCUUUCCAAAUGCCAUAGAGAUUGUAGCAUGGGGGAAAAAGCAUUUUUUUGGCUCAUUUUUAUCUCGAGAUGAGGCUUAUCGACUAAUUGUGGAUGGAUGGAUGCAACAUAGUGAACAUGCAAAGUCAUUUUUGAACUCUCAGGAUACUCCAAUAAUACCUAAUGGUCCAGAUGGGACAUUGUGUGCUCAACUGGAGGAAAGUGAAACCCCACUUUUGAUAACUUACCCGAAUAUGGACUUUGUGGGAAGAGAUCUUGAGGAGACACCCCCAGAAAUAGAGGAGUCCAGUAAUGAAAUUGUCACUGAAGAUGGAGUCUGCAAUGUAGUCAAUGAAAAGAUUUCAGAAAAUUCAGUAACAAAUAAAUUAGAAGAUUCCACUGCUGAAAAAGUAUCACCAGAUGUGUGCACUUCUAUAUGGCAAGUAGAAGACAUGUAUGCUCCAAAAGUACCUGAACAAUUCAAGAUGGUUGGUGAAUCAAAAUUUCCGAUUGAUGUGAAGGAGUUUUUCCAGCUGUUCUUUUCAAACGAUGCUACCAGUUUUGCUCAAAAUUUUCAUAGAAAGUGUGGAGAUGAAGAUUUUCAAUGUACUCCAUGGAAUGAGGAUAAACAUUUUGGGCAUGUUCGUGAUGCCUCAUUUCGACAUCCUAUUAAAUUUUACUUUGGUUCAAGGUUCACACAUUGUCAAGAAGUGCAACGGUUCCGGGUGUACAAAAACAGUCAUUUGGUGGUCGAAACAUCACAGCAGAUGAAUGAUAUACCUUAUGGAGAUUAUUUUCGUGUUGAGGGCCUAUGGGAUGUGGAAUGGACGUCUGAUGAAAACAAUACUCAGUGCAUACUAAGGAUCUAUGUUAAUGUUGCAUUUUCAAAGAAAACGUUUUGGAAAGGAAAAAUUGAGCAAGGUACAUCUGAAGAAUGCAAGGAAGCUUAUGCCUCUUGGAUACAUGAGGCUCAUUCUCUCCUGAAUCAAGUUAAAGGCGACAGCAUCAAAACAGUGAAUUGUGAGCCUCCUUUUACAUCCACACCAAAUAGUCCACCCUCUCCAAAAGUUGUGCUUAGCGCAGAUGAAGGAAAUGGACAACCAGCAAUUCCAGAACAAGGACAAAGUGAUAAUACCAUUGCAAAAGCUUGUAAUAUAGCAGAAGAUGCUACGACUAGACAUCAUUUUGGAAAUCUUGAAACGGAGUCACUGCAAGAGUCCAAUUUUAAAUUGAGUAAUGCACAAAGAAGUAUGGAAACUUUGCUGGCCAAAACAUUUAGCUACAGAUCGUCACCACUGCUAUCAAAUGUUUAUACUAAUCUGACAUUGCACUGGAAACCUGGCGGACAAUUUACCUUAAUUUUGGCUCUGAUUUUAAUAGCCAUAUUUGCUGUUACACAGAUUGCAAUCAUAAUAAUGCUGGUUAGAUAUCCAACUGCUCAAUAUGUUUCUUCAGUUAGCCAAAAACCUCCUGAAUACACAGGGCAAAGUCUGCAAAAGUCUAAUAGUGUGGAAGUGGCAGCUUGGUUAGAACGACGUGUUUACUAUCUAGAGGAAGAAGUGUCAAUGAUGGAAGCUCGUUUCAAAAGCAUCCACCAUGAGUUUGUAUUGUUGAAGAGGCAUCUGCAGACAGUGAACCGUUUUAAUUCAAAAGCUCAGCCAGAUUAAAGCAGGCACUAAAUUUCAGAAUAUUCUCUUAAGAUGGACGUGUUUGCCUGUUUUAAAUGCUGGAAAGUAGCUUUCAUAUUCCGGCAUACAUCUGGCUGUUGGAAGCCCCUUUCAGACCUAUGUUUGCUUUCUGCGGUAACUUCUCAAGUGUAAUGUGCAGAAUGAGAGGCCUCUUAUCUUUGGAGCUAAUUAUUGUUUCAUCGGAACCGAGUUUGGAUAAGAACAGAGAGGCAGUGAUUCCCAGAAGUUCAGUUUUUUCGGGAUUGCAAAUGUGAUCCCUUAACCUGUUUUUGUCACAUCUAUUAAUUUGAUAUGUUAGCUAUGGCUUUUAGCUAGUGCAAUAAUUGGGGACUCAAAACUGUAAAAAAAACCAAAUAGGUUAAGAGUGGUUAUCAUUUGUAUAACAAUUUAAAAUGAGUUAAAGUCAUAAAAGGCAUACUCAUUUGGCUUCUCUAAAUGUAUUUGAAUGUAAAUUUUGUUAUUGUAAGAAACCAGUUGAAAUUUUUUGGGU
Cryptomeria japonica (Japanese cedar) is the source of this 2944-nucleotide messenger RNA. Its product is annotated as protein VASCULAR ASSOCIATED DEATH 1, chloroplastic. The coding region runs from base 346 to 2433 and encodes 695 amino acids. NCBI's taxonomy places the organism in Eukaryota, Viridiplantae, Streptophyta, Pinopsida, Cupressales, Cupressaceae. The transcript has 18 exons. The record is from RefSeq and is a predicted model, not a curated record. Gene Ontology annotation, biological process: negative regulation of programmed cell death.